Cyclopterus lumpus (lumpfish) is the source of this 4881-nucleotide messenger RNA. RefSeq lists its product as uncharacterized. The record is from RefSeq and is a predicted model, not a curated record. Lineage: Eukaryota; Metazoa; Chordata; Actinopteri; Perciformes; Cyclopteridae. The transcript has 4 exons. Gene Ontology annotation, molecular function: calcium ion binding. The coding region runs from base 1 to 4881 and encodes 1626 amino acids. Gene Ontology annotation, biological process: homophilic cell-cell adhesion. Gene Ontology annotation, cellular component: plasma membrane.
AUGGGGUGGAGCAGAUUUACGCGUCUUUCCGGCUUUGCUUUUAUAUGUAUUGUCCUCCACCCCGUCUAUGGAGACCUGAGCUACUCGAUCCCGGAGGAGAUAAAACGUGGAUCUAUUAUUGGAAAUGUCGCUAAGGAUCUGGGACUUGAUUUGGGAAGACUGUCUGCUCGUAAGGCCCGUAUCGAUACUGAAGAUAGCAGUGUUAAAUACUGCGGUAUAAACCUCAACACCGGAGACUUGAUUGUUCAAGAAAGGAUCGACAGAGAAGGGCUUUGUGUGAAAAAGGCAUCAUGUGUUCUGAACCAGGAACUCGUAUUGGAAAACCCUCUUGAACUGCACCGUAUUAGUAUCCGCGUAGAAGAUAUCAACGACAAUUCACCUCAAUUCAAUGAGGAUUCACUUAAAAUAGAAAUUCAGGAAUCGGCAGUCAAAGGUGCGCGUUUUCUUCUCGGAGAAGCACAUGACGGAGACAUUGGAGAAAAUGCUGUUCAGAGCUACUUACUUCAACAGAAUGACCAUUUCAAACUAAAUGUCAACACGAAAUCUGGCGGAAGGAAAUAUGGUGAAUUGGUCCUAGACAAAGAAUUAGACAGAGAGGACAAAAAAGAGAUAAUGUUGUUGCUCACCGCAUUUGAUGGAGGCUCUCCUCAGAGAUCAGGUACUGUAGUCAUACACGUCACUGUACUUGAUGCUAAUGAUAAUGCACCAGUGUUUAGCCAGGCCGUUUAUAAAGCCAGUCUGCCUGAAAACUCUCCUCUGGAUACAUUGGUAAUAACAGUGAGUGCUACUGAUGCAGACGAAGGAUUAAAUAGCGAAAUUACUUACGGAUUUGACCACGUUUCAGAUGAAAAUAGCAACGUAUUUUCUUUACACUCUAAUUCCGGAGAGGUAAGAGUAGCUGAAACUAUUGAUUACGAGAAAGUAUCGUCCUACGAAAUGCAGAUCAGUGCGAAAGAUGGUCUGGGAUUGGUUUCUUACUCAACCUUAAUCAUUGAGAUAACUGAUGAAAAUGACAACGCUCCUGUGAUAUAUCUGAAAUCACUGACUAGCCCCAUACCUGAGAACGUGUCACCUGGUACAGAGGUGGGCAUCAUUAACGUGCAGGAUAGAGACUCUGAGACUAACAGACAGGUCCGCUGCUCCAUUCAGCAACACGUCCCCUUUAAGUUGGUUCCUUCUAUUAAAAACUAUUAUUCUCUGGUGACCACAGGACAACUGGACCGUGAACUAGAGUCUGAUUACAACAUUACAAUCACUGCCACUGACGAGGGCUCUCCACUUCUGUCCUCCUCUAAAAUUGUCCAGUUGUCUGUAGCAGACAUCAACGACAACCCACCUGUGUUUGAGGAACAGUCCUACAGCGCUUAUGUGACUGAAAAUAACAAACCUGGCUUCACUUUAUGUUCCGUUACUGCUCGAGACCCCGACUGGAGACAAAACGGUACCGUGGUUUAUUCUCUGUUACCUGGUGAGGUGAACGGCGCCCCGGUGUCCUCCUAUCUAUCUGUUAACGGAGACACGGGGGUGAUCCACGCUGUGAGGUCGUUUGAUUAUGAACAGUUCAGGAGUUUUAAAGUGCACGUGAUGGCCAGAGACAACGGUUCUCCUCCACUCAGCAGCAACGUGACCGUCAGUGUGUUCGUAUCGGAUGUGAAUGACAACUCUCCUCAGAUGCUGUACCCCGCCCCGGAGGGCAACUCCUUCAUGACCGAGCUGGUCCCCAAAGCUGCACUCGGAGGCUCUCUGGUGUCCAAAGUGAUCGCGGUGGACGCAGACUCCGGACAGAACGCCUGGCUUUCCUAUCAUAUAGUCAAAUCCACUGAUCCGGGUCUUUUCACCAUUGGUCUCCACACCGGAGAGAUCAGGACCCAGCGGGACAUUUCCGAGUCUGACAGCAUGAAACAGAACCUCAUUGUGUCAGUGAAGGAUAACGGACAGCCCUCUCUCUCUGCCACCUGCUCCAUGUAUUUAAUUAUUUCUGAUAAUUUGGCUGAGGUGCCAGAACUGAAGGACAUUUCUUAUGACGACAAGAACUCCAAACUGACCUCUUAUCUGAUCAUCGCGCUGGUGUCUGUGUCCACCUUUUUUCUGACCUUCAUCAUCAUCAUCCUGGGUGUGAGGUUUUGUCGCAGGAGAAAGCCCAGACUGUUGUUUGAUGGAGCAGUUGCCAUCCCCAGCGCGUAUCUCCCUCCUAAUUACGAAGACGUCGACGGCACAGGAACUUUACGCAGCACCUACAAUUAUGACGCGUACCUGACAUCAGGUUCUAGAACCAGUGACUUUAAGUUCGUAAGUUCUUACAAUGACAACACGCUGCCUGCUGACCAGACUCUGAGAAAAAGUCCAUCAGACUUUGCUGAUGUGUUUGGAGAUUGUGAUGCUUCUUCUGAGGUAGGAACAUUUCGUCUGUGUCAUUCUAAUGGAGCCGCAUUUCUUCGUGCCUCUGUCCCUGGUGCUGAACAGAUGAUGACUAGAAAGCGUGUUGUUCAAAGCUAUGGCUUUGUCUUUUACUUUGUUGUGGUGCAGUCUGCACACGGAGACCUGAGCUAUUCUGUACAGGAGGAACUCAAGCGCGGAUCUGUUAUUGGAAAUAUCGCCAAGGAUCUCGGCCUGGAGGUGGGAAGGCUGUCUGCUCGCAAAGCUCGUGUUGACAUGGAAGGAAACGACGGACAGUAUUGCGGGAUUAACCUUCGAAACGGAGAUUUAAUUGUUGCGGAAAGAAUCGACAGAGAGGAGCAUUGUGGAGAAAAGCCUUCGUGUGUUCUUAAAUUCGACUUGCUAUUAGAAAACCCAUUGGAGUUACACCGGUUGUCCCUGCAGGUGCAGGACAUAAACGACAAUGCACCAUUUUUCCCGAAGGAUUUUAUAAAGCUUGAAAUAACAGAAUCAGCUGACAAAGGAGCUCGGUAUCGUAUUAAUGCAGCACACGAUGCCGAUAUAAACAAGAACUCCGUUGAAAGCUACAUUUUGCAACAAAACCCUCACUUUGUUUUCAGUAGUCAGACGACAAGUGCUGGUAGUAAAUAUGGUGAGUUGGUUUUAGAUAAAGAGUUGGACCGAGAGGAGAUGCAGGAAAUUAAAUUAUUACUCACAGCUGUAGACGGUGGCUUUCCUCAGAGAUCCGGUACAGUAGUCAUACACAUCAUUGUACUUGAUGCUAAUGAUAACGCCCCUGUUUUUACUGAGGCCGUUUAUAAAGCCACAUUACCUGAAAACUCAGCUAUUAAUACUCUAGUUAUCACUGUAAGUGCAUCAGAUGCAGACGAAGGUGUCAACGGAGAGGUUACUUAUGAAUUCAGCCGACUGUCUGAUAAAUCACGAAAGAUGUUUUCACUAAAUGAGAAAACUGGAGAAAUCAUUGUAACAGGUAACAUUGAUUAUGAAGAGGGAUCGAAGUAUGAAGUGAUUGUUCAGGCCAAAGAUGGUUAUGGACUAUCCUCAGAAGCAAAAGUGAUUUUUGAUAUCAUUGAUGUAAAUGACAAUGCCCCUAUGGUAUAUCUGAAAUCACUGACUAGCCCGAUACCUGAGAACGUGUCACCAGGUACAGAGGUGGGCAUCAUCAACGUGCAGGAUAGAGACUCUGAGACUAACAGACAGGUCCGCUGCUCCAUUCAGCAACACGUCCCUUUUAAGCUGGUUCCUUCUAUUAAAAACUAUUAUUCUCUGGUGACCACAGGAACACUGGACCGUGAACUAGAGUCUGAUUACAACAUUACAAUCACUGCCACUGACGAGGGCUCUCCACCUCUGUCCUCCUCUAAAACUGUCCAGUUGUCUGUAGCAGACAUCAACGACAACCCACCUGUGUUUGAGGAACAGUCCUACAGCGCUUAUGUGACUGAAAAUAACAAACCUGGCUCCACUUUAUGUUCCGUUACUGCUCGAGACCCCGACUGGAGACAAAACGGUACCGUGGUUUAUUCUCUGUUACCUGGUGAGGUGAACGGCGCCCCGGUGUCCUCCUAUCUAUCUGUUAACGGAGACACGGGGGUGAUCCACGCUGUGAAGUCGUUUGAUUAUGAACAGUUCAGGAGUUUUAAAGUGCACGUGAUAGCCAGAGACAACGGUUCUCCUCCGCUCAGCAGCAACGUGACCGUCAGUGUGUUCGUAUCGGAUGUGAAUGACAACUCUCCUCAGAUACUGUACCCCGCCUCUGAGGGCAACUCCUUCAUGACCGAGCUGGUCCCCAAAGCUGCACUCGGAGGCUCUCUGGUGUCCAAAGUGAUCGCGGUGGACGCGGACUCCGGACAGAACGCCUGGCUGUCCUAUCAUAUAGUCAAAUCCACUGAUCCGGGUCUUUUUACCAUUGGUCUCCACACCGGAGAGAUCAGGACCCAGCGGGACAUUUCUGAGUCUGACAGCAUGAAACAGAACCUCAUUGUGUCCGUGAAGGAUAACGGACAGCCCUCUCUCUCUGCCACCUGCUCCAUGUAUUUACUUAUUUCUGAUAACUUGGCGGAGGUGCCAGAACUGAAGGAUAUUUCUUAUGAGGAGAAGAACUCCAAACUGACCUCGUAUCUGAUCAUCGCGCUCGUGUCCGUGUCCGCCUUUUUUCUGACCUUCAUCAUCAUCAUCCUGGGUGUGAGGUUUUGUCGCAGGAGAAAGCCCAGACUGUUGUUUGAUGGAGCAGUUGCCAUCCCCAGCGCGUAUCUCCCUCCUAAUUACCCAGACGUUGACGGCACAGGAACUUUACGCAGCACCUACAAUUGUGACGCGUACCUGACAACAGGCUCUAGAACCAGUGACUUUAAGUUCGUGAGUUCUUACAAUGACAACACGCUGCCUGCUGACCAGACUCUGAGGAAAAGUCCAUCUGAUUUCGCUGAUGCGUUUGGGGAUUGUUAUGAUUCUCCUGAGGUAUGGACAUGGUUCCUAUAUUAA